Fundulus heteroclitus (mummichog) is the source of this 2192-nucleotide messenger RNA. Its product is annotated as G2/M phase-specific E3 ubiquitin-protein ligase. Gene Ontology annotation, molecular function: ubiquitin-protein transferase activity. Bases 663 to 1949 code for a protein of 428 amino acids. NCBI's taxonomy places the organism in Eukaryota, Metazoa, Chordata, Actinopteri, Cyprinodontiformes, Fundulidae. The record is from RefSeq and is a predicted model, not a curated record. Gene Ontology annotation, cellular component: nucleus. The transcript is spliced from 7 exons.
AAAAAAGCGAAAAACAUAUGUUCAUGAUAAAAUAAGCUGAACUAUGCCAAGUGUUCGUCCCGAUAGUGUCCCGAUCAUCCCUUUUGAGCCUGAACAAAGUAUUUGCACGGGGCACAAUAGGCAGACAUUAACAAUGUCAUUUGUAUUUUUUUGUGCUUUAUCACGCUUGAUCUCGGACCUCUCCACUUUCUUUUCACACAGCCCUUGGGGAGAUGCUGGCUUGCUUGGCUCCAUUACUUCCUUGUUUAGUCACUCCAAUAAUGCGCAAUAUCAUAACUGCUCACACUAUCUUGUUAGGGUAAAUACACGAAAAACUAAAGCAAGAAAUGAAGCAAACAAAAACUUUAGAAUGCAAAAAUAGAAUACAAUAAGCCAACAGUGUACCACACUUUAUUGGAAAGCAUUUGUAUGCAACCAAAGUAAAAUUUAUAAAGUCACUAUAUGUGACUAGGCCAUUUUAACUGCAAUAUGUCUUGUUCGUAUGUAGCCUUGUCUUUAAAAAAUCUAUAAUUAAUUUGUCUUAUGGUACAUAAAGUAACAGGAAAAAAAGGCUUCAUCGACAACCAUAUUUGCUUACAUUAGAGCAAUGUUGUUCUGAAUAGGUCUGAUACCAUUAACUUUACACCUUUAAGUGUUUUUACUUGUCAAGUCUAAUCCCUCUUAUGGUUUUUAUACAGAUCUUACUUUUUGGUGGAGAAGAGGACCUGGAAAAUACAAUGAAUGCAAUAGGAACUACGUGCUAUAGCAGAUACACAGAACUGUAUGCGCCCAUUAUAAUCAACAAUGAAGAGGACUCAGGAAGUGAUGCAGCCAGUCUUGAUCUUCCAGAGGAUUCUGAGGUGGAAAAGCUCUCCGCACCAGAAAUAAUUGCAAACCUGGCACUCCAAAUUGACCGCCAUGCUGUAAACAGACUUAACAUCUGCCGGUCGGACAUCUGGGAUGGAGCCGUCAGAGGAUUCAAAAGGGCAACAUUCUCUGAAAAGAAGGAUCUCCAAGUGAAGUUUUCAGAUGAUGCUGGCAGGUUUGAGGAUGGUAUUGAUACAGGUGGACCAAAAAGGGAAUUCCUCUCACUCCUGAUGAAAACUCUGAAGGAACGAUUCAUAUUUGAUGGACCUGCAGAAAGUCGCUUCCUUGUCUACAAUUCCAAUGCAAUCAGAGAGGAUGAGUAUAGUUUGGCAGGGAAGAUGAUUGCCAUGUCCAUAGUUCAUGGUGGACCUGGCCCAAAUUUCCUUUCAAGGGAUUUGGUCAACUACAUCUCAGGGCAGUCCAGUUUCCACUCAUCUGUAACAGACGUUACAGAUGAAGAAAUAGGGAAAGUGUUACGAGAGAUCCAGAAUGCUUCCUCAUUGCAGACCCUCAGAGAAUUAAUGGUACAGCACAGUACCAUGUUGCAAACUGCAGGGUGCUUAAACCGUGUUAAUUCAUUGGAGGAAAAGCACUCCAUAGUGAAUGAGUACCUCAGGUGGUACAUAAUUGAAAGGAAUCACAGCGCAAUCGAAAGAUUCAAGAAUGGACUUACUACUUUGGAGUUUUUAACAGCCCUGCAGCAACAUCCUAACGUUCUGGCUCCUGUCCUGUGCCACUCUGAGACAAAGUUAUCUGCUGUGGACAUGGAAAAUCUCUUCCAACCAGAGCUUAGUCCAGAUGGCAGCAACCGGCGAGCCCAGGAGAACAAGACAGCAAGUUUAUGGGCCGACUACCUUUUUGACUGUGAAGAAAAUAACGAGGUGACCCUGGAAGAUGUACUUAUGUUUGCAACAGGUGUGCCAUCUAUUCCUCCUGCUGGUAUGGACCCUCAGCCACGUCUUCAAUAUAUUAACACCUCAAAAUUCCCCAUGGCAAAUACGUGUGCGAACACUUUAAAGCUGCCCCUUUUGGACAGCUACAUUACAUUUAAGCACAAUAUGAACUUUGGGAUUAAGAAUUCCCGUGGCUUUGGAUGCCUUUAGUCAGCAUGCAGCUGUUGCUAUUUUGGGCCAGAUCUGUAAAAGUUUUGGAUUCUAGUUGUGUGGGUUCUAUGCGUGUGUAUAUACAUAUAUUAGUUUUACUGCAUUAGUUUGUUCCCAAAUUUUUAUGUUUUGUUGUAUAGUUUGGUCUGAAAGACAACACAGUGUUACAAUGAUAUUGUUAUAACCAACUGUUUAUAACAUUCUUUACUUUAUCAUUUUGACCAACAGUUGCUGUAUUGCUUG